AGGGCUUACUCCGGAUUGUGGAAGUUGAUGUCACGACGGAAAUAUUUUUGGUUUUAUUUCUAGUACUUAUCCCAUAUAUGCGCUUGCAAUUUGGAUUUGCUUCAAAAUACGAACACUGACGUGGUUAGUCAUCUUGGACGUCAUGUAAAAUCCACAUCCAUAACUAGCAUAGGUUUCAUCCACUGUCCGAAAGCAUUGAAAAUGCCGGCUUGUGCUUCUCUUUCCCGUUCCAAGUGGGACUAUGUUGACGAUGAAGAGGCAGAGCGUGAAGCAGCCUUUCAGCGUGGUCGCGAUUACCUGGACCUUGUCAAAGAACUGCAGGCAAAACGCGAUGGUGGGCUCAAUUUUCCAGCUGGAAGUGGAUUCACGGCAAUGAUUAUGGCAGACUUGUUUUUUAUUUUGAAGGUGAGAUUGGGAAAUAGGAGUAGUCGUUGCAAAGAAAUUUACAUGAACACUUACUCGUGCGAGCCGGGAUGUACUUGUUGUUCCUCUCAUGAUCUGAUACAAUUAUUACUCAUCGUCUUCGUCUUCUACCUAAUCAUCUAACGCAAGCGGCAGUUCUGCAGGAGGACGGGGCGCAGGGACUGCUAUCGAGAUGCCAAAGGGCCUCGAGGAUGUCAUCGAAGGGAUGCAACGUAUCCUAGAUGCACAGCUGGACGGGCAUCUAAAUUCGUUGGACUCUCCCGAACUCUCAGUAUUUCUCGAACUGAAGCUCCACUCUGUGGUUGAGGCGAUGCGCGUAGGGAAAAUGACUGAACAAGGACUCAAGAGUUUAGACCAGGUAAUUGAAGAGAAGAGUCGCAGUUGAAGAAGAUUUGAUUUUGGGACCCCAUUGUAGCAUCGUAUGCGUAAUUGUAUUGAUGUUUUUUUUACGCCCACCACUUACAGCAACCAAUGUGCAACCUUCCAGGUACUAUGCCACGACCAAGGAAACGCACACGCGCACUGGAUGAAGGGAAUGGCGCUUUUGAAAUUCGGGUCAGACUACAAGAUGGCGAUGAAACAUCUGACAACUGGUGCAGCAUUGGCCACACAACUGAAUCUCCCUGAAAAUUAUGGCUCAUCUACUCGUUUACGUUAAGGAUAAGCUUGUUUAACUUUCAUUCAUUCCACCGAGAGACGGAAGUUUCUGAAGUUUCUUUGAGUUGUGGGUAGGUGGAUUCUGAACAUCGGAUAGGCGUGUGUGGCUCUGGUGGAAAUGGGAUUAUGUUUCUCGUCGUGUGGUAGAUGAAAAGCUCUAAUCAAAGGAUGUCUGGCAGGGACAAUUGGCAGCGUACUCCGAACAGAUUAGGAUGCAGUUUCCAGAAGCAUUCGGAGCUCGACCUGCACCAGGAGGAGCGCAAAAACCCUUAGGCAGUGAAACGCUAACGAAAGCUGAUCCUAAAGCUCCUGCACGCGCGUCGCAAAGGAAGACGGUGUCGUUCGCACAAAAAGAGCGAUUGCUACCCGCCGAGAGCGAAGACGACUAUACUAGUCAUGACUACACCUGCAGCGGCGAGUCCGAUAUUGCCGAACAAGACGAGUUGGGUGAGCCCAGACAAGGAAAAGCAGGACUGCCCGAGGUGGGGUGUACAAUCGAAGAAGUAGAUGACAGCGAAGAAGAUGUGCGCUCACUCACACCACUCUCGCAGACCGAGGACAUCGCAGGCGAUGGCGUGACAAUACAGCUCGGCGAUGAAGACAAAGGAAAGAAGGACAUGAUGCACAAACAGAAUGCUUAUGACUGAACACAUCACUCACACUCUUCGAUGUUAACAAGUACUACUUUUUCUUUCAUCUGUUCUCGAGUGUCGACCGCGGCAUGAUGAUUUCUUAUGCGUCAGCUGCAGAGUUUUCAUCUUACCUCUACCAAGAAAUUUUGAAUCUUGUUCUUCUCUAUCUCUCAUUGUUAGGAAUUCGUUUCUAAUAUCUCAACAAAGCUAUGCUUCGCCGCACACGGGAGGCAGGUGUAUUGUCUGUAGAAGAAGAUAACGCGUACGACGAAAGCUUGGCAUUGAUGGAGGACGAAGAUGAGGAGGUAGAGGCACGUAAAAUUCUACAUCGAAAACCGGGUAGCAGCCUUGGCUCCUCCUCGAGUACCUCGUCUAAACGCUCUUCAGCUACAGCAGAGGCUAGCAGGAGUGGCGCAGUUGGCGAUAACAAAGAAAAUAGCGCUUCGCCCGCAGUUCCUAAAAAAACGUUGAAGCGAGGCUUUCUGAUUAACAGAGACAAGUCCGGGCCAAACACAGGAGCGCCCGGCGCGAACACUAAAGGCGUAGUAGAAGAUGCAAAGACGACUAGCGACUCCGGAGGCACUACAAAUGACGGAGAUUUGCGUAUGCACAUGGGACUCGAUCCAUUCAAGGAAGCGCGGGAGAAGGCCUUGGGAGCUAGUUAUUCUGAGGCUGAUGGAGGUGCUAACAAAACCGUGAGGCUGAAUCUUGAAGACGAUGAGGUCAUUGCUCGGCCAGCGGCUGAGGAACUUGACAAAAGAAAAUCGUACAAAACUACAUCUGAAACUGAAGAUAAGACGUUGUCAGCCUCAACGGAAACGCCAUUAGCGUCUUCUAGCGAAACGACAGAACCGACGGCGGGUGUGCUUAGUGAAAGCGUGUUGAACCCAUCGCAUCAAUCGCAGGACAAGGUGGACCCUAAAUUGCCAGAGUCAGCAGCACAAGGUAUAGAACUGGAAGAUGAGAAAGAUCCAGUUACUGUUGAAGGGUCCGAGAAGGUCAAUCCGAAAAAUAGCCAAGAGGAACGGAUACAACAGAAGGGAGCCUCCGAGGACAGAGAGGCGGACUUAAUUUUGAUGAAGGACAUGCUUCGCGAACAUCUUGAGGCUCAGCAGGAGGCAUUUGUAAGAUGCCUACAGGAGCAAGAGGAGCGCGCCUUGCGCUUGAGCUCCCAGUGCGUCCGUGAAUUGCACGAAGAGCUCCAAGAAGAGCGUGCCAAAUUUCAGAAAAACAUUGAAGCCAAAGUGACCAAAAUGGUCGAGGACCAGGUCCAGGGUACAUCUGUUCAAAACAAGGCCUCUGAACCCACCGAAGCCUCUCGAGAAUCUGCUCCCCAGCACGAAGAUGAGAUGAAUGCUCGAAAACCGCUAAACACAGAUUGUGGUAUUCAGGCAGUCGCCGUGCCAGGUCACGAUUCUUCUUGUUUGAUGAAGACUAGCCACGCAACGAACACUGCUGGUGCAGGCAUUGGAGACGAAGUAGAUAGCUUGGCGCUGCUCCAACAAGAGAAGAUGAUCGCGAGAAUAUUAGAGGCCACGAUGAAUGGCAACUACGUGAAACAGCAGGUCACCCAAGUGCUGGUCGCCUUCGUGCUUGGCGUGGUGUGCGCUUUACUGUGCAUGCAGGAAGCCUACACGAGAAUGCAAUGCCGCAUGCAGUGCGCCUAGGUGUAAUCUGGUGGCUCCACUACAGACUUCGAUUGCGGAAACAGCUAGAUUCUCGCACUUCGUGAACGUUUCAUGAACAACGUGUAACUGUUGCGACAGCACAAAAACCACCCCGAAAAACCAUUGCAACUACAAGUAGGUAGCCCUUGCCCUUUCCUCGUUCAUCCCACAGAACAGACAAACGGAGACCCUCCUAUGAUAUCUGAUGAUGAAUAUCUCCUGCGUUAGUGUGUACCUGUGAGAUGAGAGUCGGUAGUACAAGUACAACAUGAGAUUUCAUGAGCAAGCGUGUCGAUUUCUUCCGCGUAGAAACCAGAACCAUGAGCUGUUAAGACCUUUCUUAGGUCGAGCUGGAGAAAGUCGAACACAAAGAG
Messenger RNA from Amoebophrya sp. A25, 3753 nucleotides. The record is from the annotation of a GenBank genome assembly. Lineage: Eukaryota; Dinophyceae; Syndiniales; Amoebophryaceae.